AUGAAAGGGAGGAGCAUAAAGAAAGAGAACAUCUUCGCAUGGUUGGUGAAGGCUCCUUUCCGUUUGUUGAUCAAGGCACGUGACGCCUACAUACGUAGCAUUACGUCAUUCUCCGGGGCCGGAAUCCUUGCCGCCGGCGGAUCCUCUGCUUCUGGUCAACUCUCAGGAAACUUCCAAAUUUGUGAUCCUCCCAACACCGACCUUCCCCGGAGCUUUACCUUGACCUCGACGUCACGUGGCAGAAGAUCUCUAACGGCGAUGAGACAAUCGCCGCCAUUGGAUCGCCGGAGGAACUAUAGAUGUGUUGUCGUGAUGGGACGAAUCGAUGAGGAGAUUUCUUGUGAUGAUGAGUUUGACUUUGAAGAAAAUGACACUUUUCUUGAUUAUGGUAAAUGCGAGAUUUUUCACAAAAAGUAA
Molecule: messenger RNA, 417 nt
Organism: Microthlaspi erraticum
Lineage: Eukaryota; Viridiplantae; Streptophyta; Magnoliopsida; Brassicales; Brassicaceae
Source: the annotation of a GenBank genome assembly